AUGGCAACUCUCAAAUUUCUGCUCCUGGCCUACGCGGCGUCCCACGCUGCAGCAUUCAUCCACCCGGGACUUCUGCAUACGUCCGAGGAUCUGACUCGCAUUAGGGACCAUGUAAACAAUGCGGAUGAGCCUUGGAAUACAAACUGGCAGCUACUCACCAAAAACUCACACGCUCAGUCGACCUAUGAGCCCAGCCCACAGGCAAUUGUCUACCGGGGUUCCGACGGUACUCACGCCCAAAACUACCCAAAGCUUUAUAACGAUGUUCACGCCGCUUACCAGCUUGCGAUCCGUUGGCAAGUCGAGCAAGCGACUGAGUAUGCUGAUGCCGCUGUCAAAAUCCUCAACGCAUGGUCGUCCACAAUGACGGCCAUAGGUGGUAACAGUGACCUCUUCCUCGCGGCCGGCAUUUACGGGUAUCAGUUGGCAAAUGCUGCUGAAUUGAUGCGAUCCUACAGCGGUUGGAAUAGCAGAUCGCAGGACGACCUGAAAAGUCUCCUCGUGGAUGUGUUCUAUCCCCUCAAUUAUAGGUUUCUUACAACCCAUAACGACCAGGAUGAGUACCAUUACUGGGCAAAUUGGGAUUUCUGCAACACGGCCAGUAUAAUGGCCAUUGGCGUCUUCACAGAUAACCAGACCAUGUACGACUGGGCCAAGGACUACUUCCUGCACGGAGAUGGUAGAGGUGCCAUCAACAAUUUUAUUUACAAGAACUACACCGAAGAUGGGAGUGGUAAGAUUCUAGCCCAGGGCCAAGAGGCAGGAAGAGAUCAAGGCCACGCAACACUAGACCUCGCGCUCUUGGGCGCUAUUAUGCAGCAAGGGUACAACCAAGGAGACGAUUUGUAUGCGAUUUUGAGUAACUCCGGCUUAGCUGCAUCGGAAUAUGUCGCCAAGUACAACACAGGCUACGACGUGCCGUACACUUGGUAUAAUAGCUACCUUGGAAACCAGACCGAGAUCAGCGCUGCCAGCCGCUAUACCCACCGUCCCGGCUUUGAGCGCUUAUAUGCCCACUACGCGGAUGUCAAGGGCCUGAAUGCCUCUUGGACGAAACUGUACCGAGACGAGACGAACGGUAAUAGUACUGACGGCGUGGAAGGCGGUGGCGGCGAUUACAGCAGUAAUAGCGGAGGUUAUGAUGACUUAGGCUACGGAACAUUAUUGUAUCGAUUAACGGUUUAA
Molecule: messenger RNA, 1185 nt
Organism: Daldinia childiae
Lineage: Eukaryota; Fungi; Ascomycota; Sordariomycetes; Xylariales; Hypoxylaceae
Exons: 3
Coding region: 1-1185 (394 amino acids)
Cellular component (GO): periplasmic space
Molecular function (GO): lyase activity
Source: RefSeq, a predicted model, not a curated record